AUGAACCAGGCGAUCUGCCGCUUCUGCAGAACCAAAAUCUGCGAUGAAUGCAACUUCAGCAAACACUCUGAUCACCUACACGCAUGUCUUCCGUGCACUCGUCUGCGGCUUCAAUUUAGCGAAUUACGAAUAUCAUUGCGCGAAUGUAGUCCAAGUCGAUUACCACCUCGUUUAGGAAUGUCACGCGCUGAUUCACUUCCAAAGAUGGUGAGAGAUAGCAAUAGGAGGAUCAAUCGAGCAAGUACAGGAAAUUUAGCUUCAGAUCAAGCACAGAAGCUAGCAAUCGCAGAGCAUCAGACUCCAGAAAUGGGUUUAAAGCGAGACGAGAAUAGUUGGCCAGCUGCAUAUUUUCGUCGUCGUCGACACACUUCAGCCAUUACCCCGACAGUCCUGUCGAACGAUUUUCGACGCUUACCAACGGAAUCUAGAGCUCGGCAGCAUUUGAAAGUGAAAGCUCCAAACCUGCAAAUUGAUGGGCUUCAAGAUACCGCAAAGCAGAUCACAGCGGUAAAUUUGAAUCAUUUGACUAAGAAGACUCCAGAGAUGACGACUCGAUGUACCACAUCAAUCAAGCCAACGGAAGCUACUCUGCAUCUGCAAACUGAGUCAAAACUGGACAGCUCGGACUUGACCGAGAAGCUACGACAGUCAAACCGGGAAUCAAGUCAUAAGCGGAAGUUAACGGUAUCGAAGCUGACUAAGUGGACACAAUGCGCUAAGAAAACAAACACAGCACCGAUGCGUACUCGCCCAAUUCGAGGUGAAAAUCUCGCUGAAAUUGACUCGAAUUUCCUCGACAACCAAGUUUUGCCCGAUAAACCAUCAAAUUUAUCGACUGCUGUAUUACGUAGACGUAGCAAAAGUGCUGGUAAACCCGUGAGAAACACUUCUAAGCCAAUUAUCAAUGUGACAGAAGAUCGACUAUCGAGACAAAGUCAGCAGGCAUCAACGAUUGCUGUAACACGAAAAGUCGAGAUCGAUCGGUUAGAAAAGCUUAGCGUGCAGGCAGCAGAAAUGGAGGCUCAGUCAGAUGGCCCGAUGGACUCUAUUCAGAGUAAAUCAAAUGCUCAGCUGAUUGACUUUCACCUGUCAAAGUUCGACUUGAAGCCUGCAAGGCAAACGGUUCUUACAUCAGCAGAAGAACAAGCGACUCCAAAUUAUCUGAAAGACGAACUGUGCGAUUUAUCGUAUUUAGAAAAGUUCAGGUCAUUCACGUUGUAA
Molecule: messenger RNA, 1221 nt
Organism: Plasmopara halstedii
Lineage: Eukaryota; Oomycota; Peronosporomycetes; Peronosporales; Peronosporaceae
Exons: 2
Coding region: 1-1221 (406 amino acids)
Source: RefSeq, a predicted model, not a curated record